Messenger RNA from Erinaceus europaeus (western European hedgehog), 2896 nucleotides. It is a transcript of the gene GPR68, whose product is annotated as G protein-coupled receptor 68. Gene Ontology annotation, biological process: G protein-coupled receptor signaling pathway; cellular response to pH. The transcript has 3 exons. The record is from RefSeq and is a predicted model, not a curated record. Gene Ontology annotation, molecular function: G protein-coupled receptor activity. The coding region runs from base 452 to 1516 and encodes 354 amino acids. Gene Ontology annotation, cellular component: membrane. NCBI's taxonomy places the organism in Eukaryota, Metazoa, Chordata, Mammalia, Eulipotyphla, Erinaceidae.
CUUGGGUGCGCGCGCGGAGCAGGGUGAGCAGGUGCGCGUGCACGGCCCCGGGUGCGCGCGGAGCCGUCCAAGGCGGGAAGGGCGGUGCGCGGGCGCGGAAGGGGGCGCUCGGAGCCCCCGCGCCCCCACAGCGGCGUCUGUCUCCGGCGCCCCGCCCCUGUCCCGGGGGUGUAGCCACCGCAGGCCGCGUGGGGGGGAGCCAAGGUGCGUGACAGCGCGGCCCCCACACUCCAGAGCGACUUGAUGUCACAGACAUUCCCAGCCCCGUCCCCAAGUCUGCGGGGAGGACAGCUAGUCACGCUCCGGGAGGGGCCGCUGAGACCCCCGGACUCCGGCCAUCGGUCUUCGCGGAGGACACCUGUGCCAGGGCCCUCCCCAGGCCCAACCCCGGAUUUCAGCUGGAUGGCGGCCCCCACCCUGCAUCCCUGAGGGCCUGUGUCUCCACCCAGUCAUGUCGAACCUGACGGCUGCCAACACCUCGUGCACCAUUGACCACAGCAUCCACCAGACGGUGGCUCCCGUGGUGUAUGCAGCCGUGCUGCUCGUGGGCCUCCCUGCCAAUUGCCUGGCACUCUACUUCGGGCUCCUGCAGGUGCGGGCACGCAAUGAGCUGGGCGUGUACCUGUGCAACCUGACAUUGGCUGACCUGGCCUACAUCUGCUCCCUGCCCUUCUGGCUGCAGUAUGUGCUGCGCCAUGACGACUGGGCCCUGGGCGAGCUGUCGUGCCGCGUGUGCGGGGCGCUGCUUUAUGAGAACAUCUACAUCAGCGUGGGCUUCCUCUGCUGCAUUUCCAUCGACCGCUACCUGGCUGUGGCCCACCCUUUCCGCUUCCACCAGCUCCGCAGCCUCAAGGCUGCCCUGGCUGUCAGCCUGCUCAUCUGGGCCAAGGAGCUGCUGGUCAGCGUCUACUUCCUGCGCCACCAGGAGGUGGAGGAGGAUCCUGACCGGCACCGUCUGUGCUUCGAGCACUACCCGCUCCGGCCUUGGCAGCGCCGUGUCAACUACUACCGCCUCCUGGUGGGCUUCCUCUUCCCCAUCUUCUUGCUGCUGGCCUCCUACCGGGGCAUCUUGAGGGCUGUGCGGCGCAGCCCGGGCACCCAGCAGAGCCGCAAGGCUCAGGUGCAGCGGCUGGUGCUGAGCACGGUGCUCAUCUUCCUGGCCUGCUUCCUGCCCUACCACCUGCUGCUGCUGGUGCGCAGCGUCUGGGAGUCCAGCUGCACCUUCGCCCGCAGCGUCGCCAAGGCCUACCACCUCUCACUGCUGCUCACCACCUUCAACUGUGUGGCUGACCCCGUGCUCUACUGUUUCGUCAGUGAGGCCACUCACCGAGACCUGGGCCGCCUCCACGCCGCCUGCCGGGCCCUGUUGGCUUGUGCCAGGACUCGCCGGGCCCGCCAGGCCUUCCCACUGGCCACCCCUGAGACCCCCCAGAGGAGUGAGGAGCCCGAGCUGCUCACCAGGCUGCACUCAGCCUUCCAGGCCCCAGGCCCACAUGGGGGGCGCAGUGAGGCCUGAGCCAGUUGGACCCUGUAGCCAGGGAGCCCACUGGGGCCUGGAGAGUGGGGGGAGGGGCCCCCUGAUGGCUCAUGGCUGUCACCGCUGCCAGUAGGGAAGAAGAGUCAGCUGUCACCUCCUGGAGGUCUUCAGAGGACUUGCGGCAAAGAGGCAGAGUGAGAGGGUGUAGGGGAUGCAGACGGGAGGGGAGGGUGGGCACCUAUUGGGGGCUCCCUCUUGAUACCCUGGUUGUCACAGAUGGAAUCUGUCAGGGGCCCCGCCAGAGUGAUCUUAGGAGGUGACGCUGAUGUUGUCGCUCACACUUGAGGCCCACCGCCUCAAGGAGGGAGAAGGAAGCUGAGCCGGGACAGGAGAACAGAGGGGGAGAAGGAAGCACUGCUCACCUGCCACAUGCCCUGCCUCACUCACUUGGAGAGUGACAGCAAACGCCGGUGGGACGUAUGUAGCUGGAUUGUUGGCAGCAAGGUUAGCAGCCACUUUGACUGCCAUUUUGUUUGGUCCUGGAAGGCUGGGGCCAGGGCUCAUCUCUCCUGCAACCUUGUGCCUGGUCACAUUGCACCCUGCCCUGGUGAACCAGAACCAGAAGAGCUCCUGGCUGCUCCAGGAGUCGGAAGGCCUGGCUGGAGGGUUGGAGCCAGCUCUGCCUUCUUUCCCUGACCUAGGAUCUCAGCUCCUCACAACUAAGCUGCUAGUUGGGUUCAAGUCUGAGGAGUGAUCAGUGGUGUGGAGGGAGAACCUGGCAGUUGCAGGAUAUUUCUGGAAUUUGCUCAAAGGAGGGCCAGGGAGGAGUUCUUCCUCUAUCAUCCUUUCCCCUCUCUUCUCUCCUAAGAGGUAGAUCUACCCUCAACUCUCUUGACCAUUCCAUUAGGGGUGUCCAGAGGCAGAUAUCCCAGGCUGGAUAUGCUGCAGGGGAGUGUGGUUACUGGGGUGCCAGGGCUACACUUGACCAGACCUGGGCAGCCUCUGCUCCAGCUCCUCCUGGAGCACCUUUGAUCACUUGGGGGAGAUUCUCUUUCCCAUUCUCAUGGAGGAAAAAUCAGGUCCGAAGGUGGAAGAAAUGGCCACAAAGCCCAGAGUCUACCCAGCCCAGCCCAGCCCAGCCCAGCCCAGCCCAGCCCAGCCCAGCCCAGCCCAGCCCAGCCUAGCCCAGCCCAGCCCAGCCCAGCAUUUUACUGGAACAGCAGGACUGGCCAUACCGUCUAUGAGUCCUCAUUGCACUGCAUUCCCUUCUCUUUUCACUGUAACCAUGGGUGUGCCCUGGCCUGGGAAGAUUUAUUUAUUUAUUUUUGUACUGUCUCCUGAGCAGUAUGUGUGUUGGGCAGUGCUGCGGAGUUCUAUAACCAACUUGAGUCUGCAAAUAAAGCAAAGUAACCAACCACA